Messenger RNA from Cornus florida, 2247 nucleotides. RefSeq lists its product as uncharacterized. Bases 1 to 2247 code for a protein of 748 amino acids. NCBI's taxonomy places the organism in Eukaryota, Viridiplantae, Streptophyta, Magnoliopsida, Cornales, Cornaceae. The record is from RefSeq and is a predicted model, not a curated record. The transcript has 7 exons.
AUGCAUUGCCGGAACGAAGAUUUUGUUCCAAAGGUUUACUCCUUCUUUGCAAAGCCAAUCUACAUGGAUGAUCCAAAUUCACACAGAGAUAAAGGUCAGUUCGUAAGGGUAAUGGUGGAAGUUGAAGUCAAAGAAGUUCUUCCAGACUCCAUGGUUAUAGAUGUUCAUGGCAUUAAUUGUCACGUCGCAUUUGAUGAAGAGAGAUGUCCCCUUAAGGUCACACAACACAAGGCCAAACCAAAGAAAGUUGUGGAUUGCUGGGUAAUUAAGCAUAAAGGGAAGAUGAUUGAAGAUAAGGAUGUUGACCAAGUGCUUGUUGAUUUUCCUGUGAGAAGGGUUCAAAAAGAAGUCGCAGUGCCUACUUCAAAUUCUUUUGCUCUUUUGGAGGAUAAUGAGGGUAUUAAUGUUGUGGAGACUCCAGUUGAGGUGGUGAACAAAGAAAAAAGUAUAUAUAUUACUGGGGUCUAUGCUGCUAAUAGAGUUAAAGAUAGAAGAGAAUUAUGGCAAACUCUCAAGCUUCAUGUUGAAAUUACUUCAGGUCCUUGGAUUGCUUUAGGGGACUGGAAUAUCAUCAAAUGCAGUCAUGAAAAGAAAGGAGGUCUUCAAGUCCCUCAAUCUAGACUUGAUGAAUUCAAUAGUUUGAUUUAUGAUAUUAGAAUGGAAGAUAUUCCUAUAAAUAAUGCUUGGUUGCAACAGUUCAAUGAUUCCAAGGUAUCUCUUACCCCUGCUUCCUUGUCUGAUCACUGUGUGGAGAAUAUUAUUGGCAAAACAUGGGAGAUUCUAGUUACAGGUAGCCCUUUGCACAUUCUUCAGAAAAAAUUAAGAGCUGUGAAAGCUGCCGUAAAGGAAUGGAAUAAGGAUAGAGGUACAGUUUCUGAAAGCAUUCAAGUGGCAAGAGCAGAAUUACAUUCAGUUCAAAUGGAGCUGUUACAAGGGCCUGAAACUCCAGACUGUAUAGCUAGAGAGAGAUUUUUAACUGGAAAAUUGCAAAAUGCUCUUGAUCUUGAAGAAAUCUACUGGGCUCAAAAGUCUCGGGUCAAAUGGCUGCAAGAGGGGGAUAAGUGCACUGCUUUUUUCCACAAUGUGUUUUAUGAAGAUUUGUAUAAGAAGCAUGGAGAAGUGGAUGUCGAGCUGAGGGCCCCUAAAAAGGUUCUAAAUGAAAAAGAUAAUCAAAGCUUGGAUUGUGCUAUUUCAAAAGAGGAAAUAAAGAGGGUUGUCAUGCAUUUUCAUCCAGACAAAGCUCCCGACCUUGAUGGUUUUCCAGCAAGAUUUUAUCAACACUUUUGGAGAGUUAUUGGUCAAGAUGUUAUAAAUGCUGUCAGUCAUUUCGUCACUAAGAGUACCCUUCCUCAAGGUAUCAAUUCAACAUUUCUUACCCUUAUUCCUAAGGCUAAUCAUGGUGAUAAUAUUGCCAAUUACAGACCAAUUGCCCUAUGUAACCUUGUUUAUAAAAUCAUAUCCAAGAUUUUAGCAAAUAGAUUAAGCAGUGUCCUGCCUAAUAUCAUUGGUCCUGAGCAAGUUGCUUUUAUCAAAGGUAGGAAGCUGCAUGAUAAUAUACUCCUUGUUUCAGACUUAAUCAAAGGGUUUGGUAAAAAACAUGGUGAUCUAACCAUUGUUUUGAAGGUUGAUUUGCAAAAAGCUUUUGAUUCUGUUGAUUGGGACUUUCUUCAGAGAGUGUUACGCUGGCAUGGUUUUUCUGAUAAAUGGAUCAAAUGGAUUUCUGUUUGUACCACUUCUCCAAAAUUUUCAAUUUUGUGUAAUGGAGUUCCUGCCGGCUACUUUUCUGCUUCGAGAGGCAUUAGACAAGGGUGCCCUUUAUCCCCUUUGUUAUUUUCUUUUGUCACAGAAUUCUUUAGUAAUUUGAUAGAGAAUGCUAUUGCAGAGGGUAGAAUUAAAGUUUCAAAAGCUGUAUCACAGGGAAACUUAAAGAUCUCUCAUGCUUUCUACGCUGAUGACUUAUUAAUGGUGGUUAAAACAGAUAUUCCAACUAUUAAGGCUAUUGAUGUAGUGUUCAAACAAUUUACCAAGGCUACUGAUCUGCAAGUAAAUAAGGAGAAAAACACUGUUAUCUUCUCUAAACAGAUUGACAGACAGACUUCAUUGGCUGAGCUUAUUGUUAAUGGUAAAUGGGAAAAGCCUGUAUAUUUUCCUGAGAGAGUUUUUAGUGUUAUUCAAAGGUUAAAAAUCAUUCCUGGUUCAGACAUUAUUGGGUGGAAGGAUGGUGGUUUCUCAUUGAAAGCUGCUUAG